Messenger RNA from Acytostelium subglobosum LB1, 1077 nucleotides. RefSeq lists its product as hypothetical. The record is from RefSeq and is a predicted model, not a curated record. Lineage: Eukaryota; Evosea; Eumycetozoa; Acytosteliales; Acytosteliaceae. The transcript is spliced from 3 exons. Gene Ontology annotation, molecular function: RNA binding. Bases 1 to 1077 code for a protein of 358 amino acids.
AUGAUGAUCUACAGAAACGAAGCAGUCUACGUUACCAACUUGUCAAAGAAUGCUAAUGAGAAGACUAUUAGGGACUUCUUCUCAUUUUGUGGAAAGAUUGUAGAGUUGAGAGUAACAGAGAAUAAGAAUGGAGAGACUAAUGAUGCAGUUGUAAUAUUCGAAACAGAGGCUGCUGCCAAGACUGCACUGCUUCUACAGGAUGCCCUAGUUAGUGAUAGAGCAAUUCGUGUAGUACCCUACACUGAUGCUCCAGAUACCCAUAUUCCUGCUUCAGAGUCUGCCGCUCAAGAUCAUAACACAAAUGACGAUCAAUCAACUGAUACUGCACCAUUGUUAACCAAGGAAUCAGAUAACAACAACAACAACAACAACAACAAUCAAAACGACUUUGAGAAGUCAUUGACCAGCGCGUUUGCUUCUAUCUUUGCUGCUGGCUAUAGUGUUGGACAAGAGGUUGCAGCAAAGGCUAAGCAGAUUGAUGAGGAGAACUUGAUCUCGUUGAAGCUCAAGGUUGGCGCAGAGAACCUUAAGGUCAAGGCCAACGAACUGGACAGCAAGCUACAAUUGAGCGAGAAGACCACCGCUGUCAAGGUGGCCGUCACUGAGAAGGCAAAGGAUCUGAACAUCUCCGAGAAUGCCUCGGCCAUCAAGUCCACCGUGGUCGAGAACCUUACAGCCAUCGACGAGCGUCUCCAGUUGUCUGAUAUGUUCAAGUCAGCCACCGAUCUUAUCUCCCAGCACAUCAUGUCGUUGGCCGCCAGAGCACAGCAGAAUCCCACCAUCUCCAAGGGUGUGGAGAUGGUUGGCAACAUUGGCACUGGCAUCAAGGACACUGCAAACAACAUCUCGCAGACCGUUGAGAACCAGUUCGCCGUGCUCUCCACCGAGACCAACCGCAUCGUCGAGGAGAAGCAGCGUGAGAAGCAGGAGAGCCAAGGUGAGUCACAGCCAUUGCUCAAUGGCGAGGAUCAACCAACAUCAGCCAUCAACGCCGAGGUCGAAGAGCAUGCCACUGAGGAACAACCAGCACCAGUUUCAACCACACAGACAGUGACUCCACAGCCAAGCCUAUUGUAA